Mucor mucedo is the source of this 579-nucleotide messenger RNA. Its product is annotated as glycogenin 1, isoform CRA_c. Gene Ontology annotation, molecular function: glycosyltransferase activity. The record is from RefSeq and is a predicted model, not a curated record. The transcript has 2 exons. Lineage: Eukaryota; Fungi; Mucoromycota; Mucoromycetes; Mucorales; Mucoraceae. Gene Ontology annotation, cellular component: cytoplasm. Bases 1 to 579 code for a protein of 192 amino acids.
AUGGAGGCUUAUGUAACUUUAGUUGCAACAGACUCUUAUGCGGCAGGGGCAUUAACCCUAAGCCAUAGACUACGAGACUUGGGCUCAAACAAGGAAAUUGUCUGCCUUGUUACACCUAACAUAACAAGUCGUGUUCAGGAACUUUUGUCACAAGUUUGUACGGUCAUUCCGGUUGACACCAUAAGAUCAAGAGAUUUCGACAACUUGGAAUUGCUAGGCCGUCCCGAGUUAGACAUUACCUUUACCAAAAUUCACUUAUGGCGCUUAACUCAAUAUAGUAAAAUUGUAUAUUUGGAUGCAGACACUUAUCCCUUGAGGAAUAUAGAUGAACUGUUUGAUAGACCUUCCUUUUCUGCUGCACCAGAUGCUGGCUGGCCAGAUUGCUUUAAUUCAGGAGUGUUUGUGACAGAGCCUUCCGAGGCAACCUUCAAUGAUUUAUUGGAGCUAUCUACAGAAAAAGGAUCUUUUGAUGGCGGAGAUCAAGGACUUUUAAAUACCUACUUCAGUUCAUGGUCUAGUUCUCCAAAUCACAGAUUGCCUUUCACUUUCAAUACUACACCAACAUCCCAAUACGGGUAA